CAGGCCCUGCCCUGCCCUGCAGCCUUUGCUAAAUAGAGAGCCCCCACCCCCCUGCCAAAUAGUGAGCCAUUGCCCAGCCCCAUAGAGCCCCCUGCCAAAUAGUGAGCCAUUGCCAGCCCCAUAGAGCCCCCUGCCAAAUAGUGAGCCAUUGCCAGCCCCAUAGAGCCCCCCUGCCAAAUAGUGAGCCAUUGCCAGCCCCAUAGGGGCCCCUGCCAAAUAGUGAGCCAUUGCCAGCCCCAUAGAGCCCCCCUGCCAAAUAGUGAGCCAUUGCCAGCCCCAUAGGGGCCCCCUGCCAAAUAGUGAGCCAUUGCCAGCCCCAUAGAGCUCCCCUGCCAGAUAGUGAGCCAUUGCGCUACAUUAUACGCCCCCCUGCCAAAUAGUGAGCCAUUGCCAGCCCCAUAGAGCCCCCCUGCCAAAUAGUGAGCCAUUGCCAGCCCCAUAGAGCCCCCCCCGCCAAAUAGUGAUCCCGAGAGGGGCCGAGGGCGUGCCGGGACGCCUGGGCCCCCCCAAAGUUGUGGGGCAAUAAGGGGGCGUGUCCUGCCGUGGCCCCGCCCCUUCCUCCCAAGGCCACGCCCCUUUGCCUUGAUCUUUCCCAGCGCCAGUGAUGCCGGACGCCGACCCCCGCCUGGACCCGGGCCGUUGGGCUGCCGCCAGCUUCCGCCCGCGGGGGGCACCCCCCGCCCCCCGACCCCGCCGGGGCUUCUGGCGUCGCCUGGGCGGGUGCUGCGGGUGCUGCGGGUGCUGCCGACGGGGCCCCGAGGACUGGGAGCCCCCCCCCGGAGAGGUCCCAGGGCGCCGCCCCCCCCAGCCCCUGCGGCCCGGCCUAUUGGCUCCCCGGGGGCUGGUGGUGGGCUCGCCAGCCAAUCGGAUCGCUCACCACACGUCCGAAUUCACCUGCCCCCGCCUGGUGGUGCGUCGCGGGCAGCCCUUCGACCUCCGCGUCCUCCUGCCCCGCCCCUUCGACCCCGAGGACGACGACCUCUGCGUGGAGCUCACCCUCGGCCCCAACCCACAGGUGGCGAAGGGUACCCACGUCCUCAUCCCGUUGGGCGAAACCUCGGCCACCGGUUGGACGGCCGAGGAAGAGGAGAGAGAGGAAGGGGCGGAGCCUCCCGGAGGCCCCGCCCUCAACCUCUGCCUCACGGCCCCGCCCGACGCUCCCAUUGGCCGAUACCGCAUCAGCAUCAAGACCCGCACGGGGGUGGGGGAGUACGCGGCCCCCUUCGACGACGCCAACGACUUCUUCCUCCUCUUCAACCCCUGGUGCCCGGAUGACCACGUCUACAUGGAGAAAACGAGCGACCUUAACGAGUACGUCCUUAACGAGACGGGGCGCAUCUUCUACGGCACCGAGGACCAGAUUGCCGAGCGCUCCUGGAACUACGGGCAGUUUGAUGCGGGGGUGCUCGAGGCGUGCUUGUACAUCCUGGACCGCCGGGGGAUGCCCCACAGCGCCCGAGGGGACCCUGUCAUGGUGUCGCGCGUCGUCUCCGCCAUGGUGAACUCGCUGGACGACAACGGGGUGCUGGUGGGCAACUGGACGGGGGACUACGCCCAGGGCACCAACCCCUCGGCCUGGGCCGGCUCCGUCGACAUCCUCCGCUCCUACCACGGCGCCGGCGCCCCCGUGCGCUACGGCCAGUGCUGGGUCUUCGCCGGCGUCAUGACCACCGUGCUGCGGUGCCUGGGUCUCCCCACCCGCACGGUCACCAACUACAACUCGGCGCACGACACCGACGUCUCCCUCACCACCGACAUCUACUUCGACGAGAACAUGCGGCCCCUGGAGCGCCUCAACACCGACUCCGUCUGGAACUUCCACGUGUGGAACGACUGCUGGAUGAAACGCCCCGACCUCCCCGACGGCUACGACGGGUGGCAGGUCGUCGACGCCACCCCGCAGGAGACCAGCAGCGGGUUGUUCUGCUGCGGGCCGUGCUCGGUGACGGCGGUGAAGAACGGCGAGGUCUUCCUCAAGUACGACACGCCCUUCGUCUUCGCCGAGGUGAACAGCGACAAGGUCUACUGGCAGCGGCAACCCAACGGCGCCUUCGCCGUGGUGCACGUGGAGGAAGGCGCCAUCGGGCGCCGCAUCAGCACGCUGGGGGCGGGCUCUGGCGCCCGAUUGGACAUCACCCACCAGUACAAGCACCCCGAAGGCUCGGAGGAGGAGCGCCGCGCCGUCUCCACGGCGACCUCGCACGGCUCCCGGCCCCGCAACCGGGGGGUCCCGUCCUCGGGGGAGGUGACGGUGACGGUGGGGGCGGGGCCGGCGGUGGCGGGGGCGGAGCUGGAGCUGCGAGCGGUGGCCAGGAACGAGGGGGCGGAGCCCCGAACCCUGCGCCUCCGCCUGGCGCUCAGCGCCGUCCGCUACACCGGCGUCUCCGCGGCGCCGUUCCGGCAGGAGCAGCACCGGCGCGUCGUCCCGCCGGGGCAGGAGGAGACGGUGACGAUGACGGUGACCUACGCCGAGUACGGGCCCCACGUGGGUGAGCAGGACGCACUGAAGCUGACGGCGGCCGGGGCCGUGGAGGAGACGGGGCAAGUGGUGGCCAAGGAGCUGCGGGUCCGGCUGCAGGCGCCCGAGCUCACCCUGACGGUGCUGGGUCCGGCGGUGGUGGGGCAGGAGGUGCCGGUGCAGGUCGUGUUCCAGAACCCGCUGCCGGAGCCGCUGCCGGGGGCCGCCCUGCGCAUGGAGGGGGCCGGGAUGGUCUGUCCCCCCGCCCUGCGCCUGGGGUCGGUGGGGGCGGGGCAGACGGUGCGGCUGCGUCAGGCCGUGGUGCCGCAGCGCCCGGGUCGCCGGCGUCUGGUGGCGACGCUGGAGAGUCCGCGCCUGGGGCCGCUGCACGGCGCCGUCAUCAUCGACGUCGCGCCCGCCGCGGCGGGAACCGGGGGUGCGACGAGCGGGGGGAGCCCGCCCAGGAGGGCGCGGAGGGCGCGGAGACGCGGGCAGCCCCCGGCCGGGAGCACUGGGGGGUGA
Messenger RNA from Grus americana (Whooping crane), 2980 nucleotides. RefSeq names its product transglutaminase 1 (gene TGM1). Lineage: Eukaryota; Metazoa; Chordata; Aves; Gruiformes; Gruidae. Bases 605 to 2980 code for a protein of 791 amino acids. The transcript is spliced from 15 exons. The record is from RefSeq and is a predicted model, not a curated record. Gene Ontology annotation, molecular function: protein-glutamine gamma-glutamyltransferase activity. Gene Ontology annotation, biological process: peptide cross-linking.